Molecule: messenger RNA, 1749 nt
Organism: Boleophthalmus pectinirostris (great blue-spotted mudskipper)
Lineage: Eukaryota; Metazoa; Chordata; Actinopteri; Gobiiformes; Gobiidae
Gene: asb15b
Product: ankyrin repeat and SOCS box containing 15b
Exons: 13
Coding region: 1-1749 (582 amino acids)
Biological process (GO): intracellular signal transduction
Cellular component (GO): cytoplasm
Molecular function (GO): protein binding
Source: RefSeq, a predicted model, not a curated record
AUGAAUAACUUUGAACGAGAAGAAAUAAAUGGGGAACUUAUGGAGUUUGGUGUUCAAGAGAGUAUCCGGGAUUCAUACAGACAGCCACAGCGCAGGAAAGAAUCAAACAGCAAAAAUUUUACAAGGAUAAUGUCAGCCAUCCAGAACGGUGAUGUGUUGACUUUACAACAGCUGUCAGAGCACCCGGCCUCCUUCAGAGAGAGGGACAUCCGCGGGUGGCUCCCUCUGCACUCAGCGGCGGUUCAUCCACACAUACAGGUCCUGGAGGCUGUGCUACAAGCAUCCACUGAGCUCACUCUGGAGGAGCUGACAGCCAAUGGAGACACAGCUCUGAUCCUGGCAGUUGAGGCCGGUUUGGUGGAUAAUGUGACUGUCCUGUUAAAACAUGGAGUCUCCCCUCACAACACAAAUGACAGGAAUGAGUCUCCCCUACUCUUGGCGGUGAGACAAAAAUCAUAUGAGAUGGCGCUUGCCCUGAUUAUGGGAGGAGCCUUUGUGGAGCAGGUGUGUCUGAAGAAGUGGACAGCCAUCCACGAAGUCGCUAAGGUGGGCUGUCCAGCUAUUUUGAUGCUGCUGCUUCGACAUGGGGCCAAAGUGACCUCUAGAGAUGGACAUGGAGUGACCCCUUUGAGCAUCGCAGCUGAACAUGGCAACACUGAAGUACUGGAGAUUCUCAUACAACAUGGUGGCGAUGUGAAUGCCCAGGCCACCAAUGGGGAUACAGUGCUAUAUGAUGCAUCCGGAAAUGGAAACCUGGACUGUAUAGAGCUGCUGUUGGAGCACGGAGCAGAUCCUAAUGUGCAGAGCAAUGCCUUUCAGCUGCCUGUCCACAGAGCAGCGUACGAGGGGCACAUACUCGCUCUGAGGACCCUCCUGCCCCUCACCUCAAAGAAAGCCAUCUGUAUGUCCGGCCAUAGUCCAGUGCACGCGGCCGCAGAUGGAGGACAGCCCCAGUGUCUGCAGCUGCUCAUAGACAGCGGGUUCGACGUCAAUGUGCAGCUGGCAACAUACAUGUCUGAGAACUACGGCGACCUCAGGAGGAGUCCUCUGUACUUCGCUGUGUGUAACGGAGAUGUGACCUGUGCACAGAUGUUACUGGAGGCAGGAGCCAGAAGUGACCUGGAUCCGUUACGAUGUAUAUUAGUUGCCAUACGAGCCGAGAGGUAUGAGUUGGUGCGCCUGCUGUUGUCCUAUGGAGCUGAUGUGAACUGUUACUUUAAUGCCAUCAGCCACACAGUGUUCCCCACAGGACUGCAGUACUGUCUGAGGGACCCUUUCAUGCUCCGCCUGCUGCUCAACAGUGGAUAUGAUGCAAACAGAUGUUUCCAGUGUUGUUGUGGGGUGAGUGAGGAGCUGGACAGUACCUGGGCUGACCUCCAUAAUCAGGCGUACCAGAUCUACAGCCAACCGGACGCCAUCACAUUCUGUGAGUUUGUGUCAGUUUCGUGGCUGAAAGAACAUGUGGUGGGCGGUGUGGUGAGGAUGCUCCUGGACUAUGUGAGCCAUGUAAAUCUAUGUCCCAAACUCCUGAAAAUCCUGGAAGACCAACCUGAGUGGGAGGAGAUCUCAGGCAUCCUCAGCAGUCCACGCUCCCUUCAGCACUUGUGUCGAUUGAUCAUUAGAGGUCACAUUUCACCAAAGACACUGAACAAUCCUGGUGCGAUGUCAGAGGUUCCUCUUCCUUCCAGAGUGAAGAACUAUCUGACCUACAAAGAGUAUGACCUCUACGGUGACCUGUCCUCUCUUUAG